AUGGACAUGAACGAGUUCUCGUCCGGCAUAUUGCCGUACCCGGACCCGAAUCAAUUCGACUACGGCGCGUUCCUGGGCGGCGAUGGCGCCAUGCAGUUUCAGGACCUGACGGUGCUGCAGAACCAAGCGGCGCCUGGCCAGUCGCCCGGUCAAGCGACGCCGCCCAGCUCAGAGAGCAGGAGCCCGCCCAGCGGCGAGGUCGUCCGUCAUGCGGGCAUCUCCAGGCAGCGUUUGGAAAGGAGAGGUCACACUAAGAGUCGACGCGGCUGCUACAAUUGCAAGAGGCGGCGCAUCAAGUGCCAAGAAACGCAUCCGGCGUGCGGACACUGCGUCAAGACGGGCCUCAAGUGCGAGUACCCUGCGGCGCCGCAGAUAGUCCAUCAGCCUCAUCAACAAAUCCCGUUGUUUAGCUUGCAGGACAUGCGCUUCUUCCAGCACUUCCUGACGCAAUGCUAUCCGCACCAACCCCUGAAGCAGGAGGAAGUCUGGACACACGAUAUUCCCUGCAUAGCGCACAACCACGACUUUCUGAUGCACGCCAUUCUCGGCUUCGCCGCCUCGGAGCUCAUCCAGCAGGAUGCGACGCUCGCGACCGCCGCCAUGAACCACCGCAUCAAGGCCAUCAAGGCCAUAAAAAAGCGGCUGGCCGAGUCGUCGCAGAACGACACGGACCGCGAAGAGUCCAACGCGCUGGUGGCAACGUGCUUUGCGCUCACGUUCCAGUCAGUCAGCCUCGAGGACGGCCUGGCCGAGUUCAUGACGUUUAUCCGGGGCAUCGUCAUUGUCGGCAUGCAGAUGACGUUUCGCAAUAUUGCGCCCGUCUUUACAACGCUAUUUGACAAUGACCCAGACGACCUCUUGGCCGAUCAGAUGGAGGGCCUGCCGCUGAUUGAAAAGGCGUGGGUGGACAUGGCGGUCGAGGCGCUGACGGCGCUGAAGCCGCUGUGCGCGACGCAGCUGGAGGAGGAGUACCGCGGGCAGCUGCUGGGCAUUGCGGAAAAGCUCUACGAGGAUUCAUUCGAGGCAUACAAGACAAACUCAAAGCAGUACGGGUGGUGGAUGCUCCUCCCGCAUGACACGUUCCAGGAGCUCAUCAACAUGCAGAACCAGACCAUUGUGCUGCUGCACACGCACUGGAUCGCGCUCUCGCAAAUCAUGAGCUUUAUCACGGAGCAGGAGCGGAAUAUCCGCCAAAAGUACCCGUCGCAGCAGGAGAGCAAGAUGGAUCCGGGCUUCCUGCGGUGGCUCAAGUAUCUGAAUGCGCGCGUCGAUAUUGGGAAUCAGGUGUACAACCAGUGGCCGCUGUGGGUGGAGGAGCAGCUCGAUCGGGACCUGACAUUUUUCGGCCGUAGAGCUUGA
Beauveria bassiana ARSEF 2860 is the source of this 1359-nucleotide messenger RNA. RefSeq names its product Putative Gal4-like transcriptional regulator. Gene Ontology annotation, molecular function: zinc ion binding; DNA-binding transcription factor activity, RNA polymerase II-specific. Gene Ontology annotation, biological process: regulation of transcription by RNA polymerase II. The transcript is spliced from 4 exons. The record is from RefSeq and is a predicted model, not a curated record. Lineage: Eukaryota; Fungi; Ascomycota; Sordariomycetes; Hypocreales; Cordycipitaceae. Bases 1 to 1359 code for a protein of 452 amino acids.